Felis catus (domestic cat) is the source of this 3492-nucleotide messenger RNA. RefSeq names its product calcium voltage-gated channel auxiliary subunit gamma 6 (gene CACNG6). Gene Ontology annotation, cellular component: membrane; L-type voltage-gated calcium channel complex. Gene Ontology annotation, molecular function: calcium channel regulator activity. Gene Ontology annotation, biological process: regulation of calcium ion transmembrane transport via high voltage-gated calcium channel; calcium ion transport. Bases 1296 to 2084 code for a protein of 262 amino acids. NCBI's taxonomy places the organism in Eukaryota, Metazoa, Chordata, Mammalia, Carnivora, Felidae. The transcript is spliced from 4 exons. The record is from RefSeq and is a predicted model, not a curated record.
GAAAUAGCCCGGGAGGGCGAGGGGGUGGGUGGCUGGGGCCGAGGCCGGAGCGAGCGCAGCGGCGCGUCCGGGCCGAGCAGGCGGUGGCGUGCAGGACAGGCCGGCUGGGAGGCGGCGCGGAGCUGGGGCCGGCGCGGCGCGGAGGCAGGAGAGCGAGACGGGGCCCUGCCCGGGAGCCCGGGGCGGGAGACCUGAGGGGGGCGGCGGGCCUGGAGCUGAGCCUGGAGCGGUCCUGGCCCCGCCGGCCCUGGGAGCCCGGGGGAGGGGGAGCCGAGUGAUCCCGAAGGGACGCCGAGUCCCUUCCGGGUCCCCGUGGUCCUUUGAACCCCGGGGGGGGAUUGCGUCCCUGUUUCCUGAGCCGCUGCGGGGGACCACAGCCCCUCCUCCUGACCCGGAUUGGGACCCCAGGUCCCCCUCCUGAGCCCCGGGGGCGUCCCCCAGCCCCCUUCUCCGGACCCCAUUAUGUCUCUGAGCCAGCAGUCCCCUGUCUGAGACCCAGGGAGACUUUCUCUGACCUCUCUUCCCCGAAUGGCCGGGGAGACACCCACUCCCUUCUCCUGGUUUCCAGCAGGUCGCCCGCCCCUUCUCUGAAGCCCAGCCGGCACUCUACAGCCCCCUUCUGUGAAUGUUGGGGAGGAGCGUCCUACUGCCUUUCUGAGACCCAGAAGGAGUUCUGACCCGUUCUGAACCCCAGUGGGGACCCAACUUCUCCCUCCCCAGACUCUGAGCCCCAGAGAAACCAGGAGGCAUCUCCUCUCCAAUACAUAGAGGGCCUCGGCAACCCUCCCUGGGUACCCCAAUCUCUGAGCCUUAGUGGGGUGCUCAGAGCCCGUCCCCCAGGACAUCCAGUUUCCUGGAGAUUCCUCCCAGUGGGGACCCAGAGCAGCCCCUCAGAGGCUCAGCUAAUACUCAGUUCUCCUUUCUCCCGGGCCCUCAGGCGCCCCUCCUGGAUACCCAGCUUCGAGCUCUGGGCCUUGGGGGUACCUUGCUUUUCUUCUUGGUGCCACCCUCCUCCCGGAGUUUCUGUGGGUUCCCUGGGGCCUCCCCUCAACUUAGAGGGUUCCUGGGCCAGCAGAUCUAUUUUGUUGUCUUCCAAGCUCCAGAGGCGACCUCCACUCCCCCACUGGAGAUUCCAGGGGAAGAUCCCAAUCUUCCUUUCUCAGAAUCCAGUAGAAAGUGAGCCCCUCGCUUCCUUCAGCACCCCACUUGUUCCAACCGCCCCCCCCCGCCCCCCCCGCCCCGGGCCACCCUCGGGACUCUGCCUCCUUUGCACCUGCUCGGCUACGGCCCCGAGGAUGAUGAUGUGGUCCAACUUUUUCAUGCAAGAGGAGGACCGGCGGCGGCGGGAGGCGGCAGGCCGGCGGCGGGCUCUCGGGCAGCACCAGUCCCGGCUGACGCCGGAGCGGGAAGGAAAGAUCAAGCUGGGACUCCUGCUGAGCGCGGUGGGCGCCACGCUGGCCGUGCUGGCCGUGGGCACCGAGUUCUGGGUGGAGCUCAACACCUACAAGGCCAAUGGCAGUGCGGUGUGCGACGCUGUCCACCUGGGGCUCUGGAAGAUGUGCACCAAGCGACUGUGGCAGGCGGACGUGCCCGCGGGCAGAGACACCUGUGGCCCCGCGGAGCUGCCCGGAGAAGCAAACUGCACCUAUUUUAAAUUCUUUACCACGGGGGAAAAUGCACACAUCUUCCAGAGAACUACAAAGAAAGAGGUGAAUCUGGCAGCUGCCGUGAUAGCAGUGGUAGGCUUGGCACUCAUGGCCCUGGGGUGCCUCUGUAUCAUCAUGGUGCUCAGCAAAGGUGCAGAGUUCCUACUCCGAGUUGGAGCCAUCUGCUUUGGCCUCUCAGGCCUGCUGCUCCUGGUCAGCCUGGAGGUGUUCCGGCAUUCUGUCCAAGCCCUGCUGCAAAGAGUCAGCCCUGAGCCUCCCCCAGCCCCAGCCCUGGCCUACGAAUACUCCUGGUCCCUGGGCUGUGGGAUGGGGGCCAGCCUGGUCCUCCUGCUGGCCAGUGGCUGCUUCCUCCUGCUCACCUUGCCUCCGGGGCCCUGGGGCUCACUCUGCCCCAAGCUGGGGCACAGGGCCACCUAAAGCCAGCACUGUGCCUUCUCUAACUCCUUCCUUUUCUUCUUCUUAUCCCUCAAAGUCUUUCCCCUUGUCCUGGAGAAACUGUGUUCUGCCUGCUGUGGGGCACACGUUGUUUGCACAAACCUCCCUCUCCUGCCUCAUGUUUUCCCUCUGUGAAUAUGUUCUUCUCGGUGGCCGAAUUGGGAUGCUUGGGGUACAAUGGAGAGAGGCCUUUUACAAACGAGGGUCCCCAGGGAAGGCUUGCAGGGGGACCUGAUGGGGUAACUGGGGAGUAGGGUGGGGGGGAUGAGAUCAGGGGGUCUUAGGACGGACUUGGACUGAUUCAUUUCCCAGAUCUGGAUGUAUUCACUUGUGGGAGAGGCAUCUUCCAACUAAUUUGAACCUUGGGGAAACAGGGGAGGGGGAGGGGAAAUCGCUGGGUCUGGCCUCGCUGUGGUCUGGUUUGGGAUUAAAGGUUUGGAAAUUUCAGAGCUUUGAUUUGGAGUCUGUUUGGAUAUGGUUGUGCGUUCCGGGGUGGCGAAGAGGGACCCCUUGUGCUCUCCGGAAACCUGCUACUUAGCAGCCCCGAAGUCACAUGUCAACAAACCCACAGAGUGGCCAGAAAACUCAGCAGCUUAGAGCACACACAUCGUGGGUUGAACUGCAUCCCACGUCUGGACACCUGUGCUGGGAUCCCAACCCCCCCAGGAUCUCAGGGUCUGUUCGGAGGUACCCAGGUGAAAGCGAGGUCAUCGGGGUGGACUCUCCUCCAGUAUGACUGGAGUCCUUGUAAGGAGGGGAGGACGCAGACAGGUGCCGAGGGAAGAAACAGAGGCCCUCAGCUGCCUGUGAACCGAGGAGAGAGCCGGGAACAGAUUCUCCCUCAUGGUCCUCAGAAGGAGACAACCCCGAGACCCGCUGACCCUGGACUCCCUGCCUCCAGAACCUGGAGACAGUACACAGUGUCCUUCAGGCCACCGGUCUGGUCUGUGGUGCUUUGUUAGGGCAGCCCCAGCGGGCUGGACAGAUUCUAGUGCCUGGAAACAGUGUGAUACACGGGGCUCUGGGACGGGGGCAGGGACAGGCGGGGGGCUUUGGAGGUGCCCGACAGAAGAGCCGCCCUGGGCUCCAGGAGACGGUCGGUGGGGACACGCAUCCCCAGGGCUCAGAAGGAGGCGGGGAGAGUUGUAGGGACAGUGGCUGUGUUCUCAGGGAACGCUGUCAUCACUGUGCACUAGAAAGCUGGUAGGAACCGGAACAGCACCAGCUGAUGCUACAGAGAACCAAGACCCACGUCCAGGGCUCCAGCGCUCAGGCCCAAGGACCGGCCUCGCACCUUGGGAAGACCAGGUGUGUAUUUCAACUCCACAGUCACAGCUGGAGGGGGCUCCUGGGAGGCGCAGUCGGGUGGGCGUCUGACUUCCGCUCAGGU